AUUGGGUAGGUAAAAUUGUUCAUAGCUCUCAGGAAAUAGGGAACUAACCUCUCUGCCCAGCCUUCUCCUGUAUCCUAACAUACUUUAACUUGACUUUCCUCGAAGAAAAAGCCGUUGGAAUCUGCCCUUUUCUUAUUGUAAUAUCUGUUCAAGUAGAAGCAUGUUCCAAUACGUAUAUGCGACGUUAAGACAAUUCUUCAUUGACACUCAUACCUUUCUGAAGACACCCAGGACUGUUUCUUGUCUCUGAGAGUUAAGGAAGAAACCAAAUUUGAUCACCGGCCUAGAAGCCUGUGAAUUCAGCCUUUAGGUUUAAGUUUUUGAAACUGAAGUAGGUCUACACAGUAGGAACUCAUGUCGUUUCUUGUAAGUAAACCAGAGCGAAUCAGGCGGUGGGUCUCGGAAAAGUUCAUUGUUGAGGGCUUAAGAGAUUUGGAACUAUUUGGAGAGCAGCCUCCGGGUGACACUCGGAGAAAAACCAAUGAUGCGAGCUCAGAGUCAAUAGCAUCCUUCUCUAAACAGGAGGUCAUGAGUAGCUUUCUGCCAGAGGGAGGGUGUUACGAGCUGCUCACUGUGAUAGGCAAAGGAUUUGAGGACCUGAUGACUGUGAAUCUAGCGAGGUACAAACCAACGGGAGAGUAUGUGACUGUACGGAGGAUUAACCUAGAAGCUUGUUCCAAUGAGAUGGUAACAUUCUUGCAGGGUGAGCUGCAUGUCUCCAAACUCUUCAACCAUCCUAAUAUUGUGCCAUAUCGAGCCACUUUUAUUGCAGACAAUGAGCUGUGGGUUGUCACAUCAUUCAUGGCAUAUGGUUCUGCAAAGGAUCUCAUCUGUACACACUUCAUGGAUGGCAUGAAUGAGCUGGUGAUCGCUUACAUUCUGCAGGGGGUCCUGAAGGCCCUCGACUACAUCCACCACAUGGGAUAUGUACACAGGAGUGUCAAAGCCAGCCACAUCCUGAUCUCUGUGGAUGGGAAGGUCUACCUGUCUGGUUUGCGCAGCAACCUCAGCAUGAUAAGCCAUGGGCAGCGGCAGCGAGUGGUCCACGAUUUUCCAAAGUACAGUGUCAAGGUUCUGCCGUGGCUCAGCCCCGAGGUCCUCCAGCAGAAUCUCCAGGGUUAUGAUGCCAAAUCUGACAUCUACAGUGUGGGAAUCACAGCCUGUGAACUGGCCAACGGCCACGUCCCCUUUAAGGAUAUGCCUGCCACCCAGAUGCUGCUAGAGAAACUAAACGGCACAGUGCCCUGCCUGUUGGAUACCAGCACCAUCCCUGCCGAGGAGCUGACCAUGAGCCCUUCGCGCUCAGUGGCCAACUCUGGCCUGAGUGACAGCCUGACCACCAGCACCCCACGGCCCUCCAAUGGCGACUCGCCUUCCCACCCCUACCACCGAACCUUCUCCCCCUACUUCCACCACUUUGUGGAGCAGUGCCUUCAGCGCAACCCGGAUGCCAGGCCCAGUGCCAGCACCCUCCUGAACCACUCUUUCUUCAAGCAGAUCAAGCGACGUGCCUCAGAGGCUUUGCCUGAAUUGCUUCGUCCUGUCACCCCCAUCACCAAUUUUGAGAGCAGCCAGUCUCAGGACCAUAGUGGAAUCUUUGGCCUGGUAACAAACCUGGAAGAGCUGGAGGUGGAUGAUUGGGAGUUCUGAGCCUCUGCAAACUGUGCGCAUUCUCCAGCCAGGGAUGCAGAGGCCCUUCCUGAGGGCUGGCCACAUUCCCGCCCUCCUGGGCAGAUUGGGUAGAAAGGACAUUCUUCCAGGAAAGUUGCCUGCUGACUGAUUGGGAAAGAAAUCCUGGAGAGACACUUCACUGCUCCAAGGCUUUUGGGACACAAGGAAAUCUCAACAACCAGGGAUCAAGAGGGUCCAAAGCCAACAUUCCCAGUCCUAUGAGCUCAGGUGACCUCCUCUACAGAAGGAAGAGAUGCUGCUCUAGCUCUGGGAGCCAAAUUCCAAGCCCAGGGUUUGACUCCUUAACCCUGAGGACCGCCACCUCUUCCCAAUGCUUGUGACCAGCCUCAUUCUACUUAACUUUGCUCUCAGAUACUAUAGGUCAGUGAAAGGGCAAGUAGUAAGCUGCCUGCCUCCCUUCCCCCAGACCUCUCCCUCAUAAUUCCAGAGAAGGGUAUUUCUGUCUUUUUAAGCACAGACUAAGGCUGGGACAGUCCAUCCUUAUCCCUUUUCUGGCUUGGGCCCUGACACCUAAGUCUUUCCCACGGUUUAUGUGUGUGCCUCAUUCCUUUCCCACCAAGAAUCUAUCUUAGCGCCUCCUGCCAGCUGCCCUGGUGCUUUCUCCAAGGGCCAUCAGUGUCUUGCCUAGCUUGAGGGCUUAAGUCCUUAUGCUGUGUUAGUUUCGUUGUCAGAACAAAUUAAAAUUUCCAGAGACCCUGC
Chlorocebus sabaeus (green monkey) is the source of this 2391-nucleotide messenger RNA. RefSeq names its product STE20 related adaptor alpha (gene STRADA). Gene Ontology annotation, molecular function: protein kinase activity; protein serine/threonine kinase activator activity; ATP binding. Gene Ontology annotation, biological process: protein phosphorylation; activation of protein kinase activity; protein export from nucleus. The record is from RefSeq and is a predicted model, not a curated record. NCBI's taxonomy places the organism in Eukaryota, Metazoa, Chordata, Mammalia, Primates, Cercopithecidae. Gene Ontology annotation, cellular component: serine/threonine protein kinase complex.